Molecule: messenger RNA, 1628 nt
Organism: Pomacea canaliculata
Lineage: Eukaryota; Metazoa; Mollusca; Gastropoda; Architaenioglossa; Ampullariidae
Exons: 3
Coding region: 279-1250 (323 amino acids)
Source: RefSeq, a predicted model, not a curated record
UCCGGCGACAACAGUGAGUGUGCCAUGCACAUGUCCUCCACGUGUGAGGUCAAGACCCUGGGUCAGGCCGUGUGGUGGACAGGAGAGUGCUAUACUGCUGUAAUCACACUCUUCCGGAGCAAGUUUUUCUGUUGCUACAUUUCGCCUCCCAGACUCUUUGUCACCGGACCGCCCGGUACAGUAAACUGUGGUGCUGCUGCUGAUGGCCAUACAGUGGCUGCGUGUGGUCACACGUCUACGUUGUCAGUACGUGGUGGGGGAGUCGUGCAGCGUGCAGCAUGUUGUAUCACCUGUUGCUGCAGACAGUAAACACACUACAGUCACCAGGUGUGUCCCCCGGUCAGCCUCACCUCCUUCUGUAUGAAGUUGAUGACGAUACAGAUUUAAAUAAGGCUGUCAACGACUUGUCACAGGCGGCGAGGGGAGGACCGUUGUACGUCAUCGCUGAUGAAGCGGUGAGCAAGUACAGUGGUAGCAAUGAGAUCAGCUACAUCCAGACUUUCUGUGACAAGCUGUUCACGCAAGUUCCUCGUCUCCAUUUUUGGGCGUCAAGUUGUUACCAUGAAGACACACCCGUCGGCUGGCAAGUGGUACAUUUAACCAGACCCCUCCGCUCUCCCCCGACCGUCGUCAGGGAAGUGAAAAAGGACGUGAAGAUCACUAAACACGGUUAUGUAAAGCCAUACAGUGAGCGAGGUGUGCCCGACCACACAGACGGCCCGCCAGUCAGACGACUGUAUCACCGAGGUCAGGGUCACUCAGGUCGCUGGCCAGGUGAUUGUGUCAGAUGUGGUGGUAAGGUGGCGAGAGUCCUCCAACGUCUCCGUGUUGAUGUUACUGAGAAUAUCACACCAACAUCUACAGCAGUCACCUCCACCAGCGAUUGCACAACACCACCCUGUCUACAGUGGAGAGACGUGUUUGUGUUGUACUGGUAUGAAGGUAGUGAAAACACCGGUAUGGUGAAUAAACUGCAAGAAGCGGGUAUCCCAGUGCGGGUGAUGAAGGAUGAUGACAUCGAGGACGUGGCCACGGCCCGCAGUGACGUGGUGUGGGUGGCAGGUGGACACCGUGUUCGUGGUCUGGAGAGAAAAGUCGUCGUGUGUCUAGGGGACCCUGCUUUUGACUCGUUUAGGUCUGAACGUGAAAGACAUACACCUGAGUUACGGCAGUACAACCCAGGGUCAGCCCGACUUGACCUCAUGUCCCGCUGUACGUCACAGCUUGUGAUUAUCUCCGCUCACCACUAGGUGCCUGAAGGUGACUGACACUGACACACCUGUCACCUGUUUAGCCUUAGUUGCUGGCUCGACGUAAAACACCAACUGAUUUAUUUGUCUUUAGUGUUUCUCUUCUUCUACUCUCAGUCUAUCAUCUAGUUAUCACCUCGUGACGUCAUACACAUGGCGUCAUUAAAUUUGUCUCCCAACACGUGUCUCUGUUUACACAACAACUAGUGUCAACAUUACGCUCUACACACUGGGUAUUUUUUACACGACAAUAGAUUGUGUUACUGCCUGCAGUUCAUGACAUUACACUAACACUGUCUUAUUUCGUCUGAAAUAAAAUGUUUUUGUAUAUUAAAUAUAUUUUCAAUACGAUCGAAAUUAAAAAUGUGUGUAUUGCUU